AUGAAGGAGGAAGAAAUAGUCAAGCAGUAUUCAGAUAGGAUUAUGGCUGUGGUAAAUAGCAUAAGGCUUCUUGGAGAGCAGUUCAGUGAAGCAAGAAUUGUGGAGAAAGUGACCUCAACCUUACCUGAGAGGUAUGAGGCAAAAAUAUCUUCCCUCGAAGACUCAAGGGACUUGACCAGCAUUUCAUUGACAGAGUUAAUCAAUGCUCUUUAUGCACAAGAGCAAAGAAGAGCCAGUAAACUGGAGGAGCACCAAGAACGUGCCUUCCAAGAAAAAACCAAACUGCCUCGAGCACCUCUACCUACAAAGCCAAAGGCUGAAGCUCGAGUAGCAGAAGAAGGAAGUGACCAUGAAGAGCAAGUUUUUUCAAUUUCAUGCUCAGCCACUAAAGAAAAGGCUUCAAAGGGUUGGCUCAUUGACAGUGGUUGCACCAAUCAUAUGACACCAGAUGCUGCCAUCUUCAAGUCAAUUGAUAGAAGCUUCAAAACAAAGGUGAAAGUAGGAAAUGACCACUUCAUCAAGAAAUCUCUGCUCAGCAUAGCUCAGCUACUAGAGAAAGGCUAUUCCGUUGUGUUCAAAGGCAAGGAGUGCCAAAUCGAUGAUCCAAAUGGAUCUAGGCUCAUGUCAGUCACUAUGGCUGAUAAAAGUUUUGUUGUUGACUGGACAAAUGACUUAAACUCAUCCUACAUAGCCUCAUCGGAUGAAUCUAAGCUUUGGCAUCAAAGGCUUGGUCAUGCCAACUUCUGA
Molecule: messenger RNA, 747 nt
Organism: Gossypium raimondii (Peruvian cotton)
Lineage: Eukaryota; Viridiplantae; Streptophyta; Magnoliopsida; Malvales; Malvaceae
Exons: 3
Coding region: 1-747 (248 amino acids)
Source: RefSeq, a predicted model, not a curated record